AUGACAUUGGAUCUUCUCACAAUUGUUACUGAUAUACAAGCUAAUCGCUUUCAAGGCGGCCAUACGGAGUAUCAGGAUAAACAUCAAUGGAUACAAGUAAAAGAAACAUUACAAGCAGUGUGACUGUUCAGGACAUUGGUGGGACAUUUACCAUUAUCGUGGAGACUGCCACCAUCGUUGUUAAUAUCAUGCCUUUGGUAGUGAUCAUUAGAGGAAGAACAUAUCGCAUGCGAUCAACAACGGAUGAUAUAAUUCUAAUUCUAAGUCUAUUAUACAUUUUCUCUGCUUUGAUUCCGUCUCCAAUUGCACAUAUCAGUUAUUUCAAACAUACCUGGAUUGGAGGAGAGUUAUCCUGCAAACUGUACCAAACACUAAUGCACACGUCCUACCUUUCCGUCUUGUCCACUAUAGCAGUGUUGAUUGUUAAUCAAACAUUGCAAGUUUUCCAUUUUCUAAAUAUGAGAGAAUAUUCACAUCUACAAAGUGCAAAAUGCAAAGUCGCUUGUAUCAUAUUGCUAAACGUCUUGGCUUCUGUCAUCAUUUCCACAAUGCCCAUUGUAGGGCUUGGACCGGCGACAUUUCAAAGUGGACAGUGUGAGUUUUGGCUCAGUCAGAAACUUGGAAGUGUCAACGAAUAUGCGUUUCUAAUGUUAUUCCUGUGUUAUGGAGCUUGUAAUAUCCUACUAAUGUCUACGGCUCUCAUCAUCUCCCUCUGUUGUAAAAAUCUCAUCAAAAGAAAAAUCUGUAUCAACAACGACAUGCAACAAAGCGACAUCCAGUGGCACGUCAUAGGAUCGCGCGUUUUGACCGGAAAUAAUCUAGUUUUCGCAGUUUCAGUCCCUGUAUUAAUCACCUGGGUGCCCACAAUGGUCCUUGUUCUUAUGAGACAAAUUGAUGCGACUGUCAGUGAUGUAUCGAUUUUGUACGCCAUACUCAGUACUUCCGUUUCCGGUAUGGUAAACCCCAUCAUUUAUGGACUCUGUGAUGCCAACUUCCGGCGGGGCUAUCGACGACUAUUCAAAGUUCUCUGCAACAUCAAACAAAUGACACCGAUUACUGAUCGGCGUGUAGUGCGAUCCAGAUCCGGAUUAGAAACACUGGCUCCGGAUUCAACAUCUCAACAACCAGUGCGUUCUUCUUCUUCCAUUGGAUUCCUAAAUUCCGCAUUUGAAUGUCAAGCAACAUUAGACCAAACAACCCGCCCGACGGCUACCAAUGGACUAGAGCAAAUCUUGACAGAAGAAGCGACCUUACCUUCAGAAGGGACCAAUCUUUUGACAGUUAAAAGUGAUCCGAAUGAAUCCUGUGUUAUUCUUGAUGACUCCUCCUCGGUGGUUUUAUCAGAGGAUAUGGAUUCGUAUGAGGAAAUUUCCUCAGGAGGCUCUAGUGAGGAAGAGGAGGAAGAGGAGGAGGAGGAGGACUGUCUCGAAAAAGAAACAUUUAUAUAAUAUGUGAAAGCAUGGAUUCAUUUCCUAUUUAUCACAAAUCGUUACUCUAAAUUAUUAUAUAAUUUACAUUACUUUUGCAAGGUGCUUAAAAAUGUUGAUUUUGGGUAUACUAAUCCUUUUUGUCAAAGUCAUGAAAUGAUGCAUAUUAGGAUCAGGUGGGAGGAACCUGUACGCUAGACAUGCGCACUCUCCUUACAAGAACUAUAUGACAAUAAUAGAAUGAAAUACAAUGGCUUAUGAU
Molecule: messenger RNA, 1689 nt
Organism: Ostrea edulis (European flat oyster)
Lineage: Eukaryota; Metazoa; Mollusca; Bivalvia; Ostreida; Ostreidae
Product: galanin receptor type 1-like
Exons: 4
Coding region: 87-1448 (453 amino acids)
Biological process (GO): G protein-coupled receptor signaling pathway
Cellular component (GO): membrane; neuron projection
Molecular function (GO): G protein-coupled receptor activity; peptide binding
Source: RefSeq, a predicted model, not a curated record